AUGUCGGUCUCCUUGUUAAUGCUCCUUCUGAUGCCUCUAAUACGUUACGCUUCUCCUGUAAGAAACGUUUCUCUAAGAUGUUUGGAAGACACCAAUCAAUUUCUUUCUGAUCUGAAUGCAGUGGAACCAAAAGCGUAUGCAAUCAUGAUGUACGAUUCUUUGGGAAAACUUGGUAGCAAUAUCCUUGGUGGAAAUACAGACAGACUGGGAUCCUACACUGAAUGUCUGUCUGCCAAGGUGCCUUCAGGUAAAUUCCAAGGACAAUACUGCAAAUUGCAAGUGCAGCAGGAAGGGUUUGAUUACAGUAUUGGUAUAUGUGUUCCUGACUCCUGCCACGAUGAAGACAUUACAACGUUGGCAAUAUUAGAUAUAUUUAAAUUCAAGACCAUCUCUUUUGUAUCACCUUUCCCAUCUCUCUUCACUUUGAAUUCUACAGUCUCAGUUGUGAGUGUAGCCAGAUGUGCUAAAGGCCUUUUUUCUAUUGAUGCGUUUGCUGCUAUUUGUUUGUUUGUUAGCAUUGUGUUUAUUGUCUUACCAAUCACUGGAACUGUUUAUGCUGCCGCUGUGAGGUGGGAAGUGAAAUUUGAUGAAUCACCAUCAGACAGUUUACCUUCUGCAAAUUACGGGAGCACAUCUUCAAAUGAGAAAGAUAAGAGAGAAUCAAAGGGAGAUAUCAGACGGAAUCAUUAUAAAAUGAAUUCGGUGCUGCCAGUUGUUUCUGAUGAUGUCUGCUACACAAAGAAAACUUUUUUAGGUGCCCUGGACAGCACUCUAAAAUGCUUUUCCCUGCAAAAGAAUCUUCCAACUAUAUGGACAGUGAAAUCCUCUAAAGGUGUCUGCUCUGCACUAAAUGGUAUCCGAGUUUUGAGUCUUGUAUGGAUAAUUUCUGGACACACCAGUCAGAUGGCAGCCUGGCAGAAUUUAGAUAAUGUGUUGGAAUGGAAAGAACGAGUGCUAAAAAAUCCCAUAUAUGUUUAUUCUCGGAGUGGACCUUUUUAUUUAGGUGUUGACACAUUUUUUCUGAUCAGUGGCUGGUUGAGUUCCAGGUCACUUCUAAACAUAGUUCAUCACUCAGAAAAAGGAAUCACCCUGGAAGUCACACUGAAAUAUCUUUGUAAUCGACUAGCCCGACUUCAGCCACUCCAUAUGUAUUCCAUAUGUCUUUUAGUUGGGCUUUACUCUGUUAUUCCCUGGGGAUCGAUAUGGGAGAUCUCCAAAUUUCAUCUGGAUAACUGCAGAAGGGUGUGGUGGUCCAAUCUUUUUCUCCUAAACAACUUCAUUUCUGUAACAGAAUCAUGCAAUGGAUGGACAUGGUAUCUUGCUAAUGAUUUCCAGUUCUAUCUCACAACACCUUUGGUGGUCUUUUUAUACGCUAGAAGCAAAUGUGGGUUGAUUAUCGUAGGAACCACUCUGUUCCUGGCAUCUUUCACUGUUACAGCCUUGCUGUCAUCAUUUUUCAGACUUCCUGUUGCAUCUCCUUCAGAUACCAGGGAAAUGUCCACAGUGAUGUAUUUCACAGAAUACUAUACAAAACCUUACUGUCGAUAUGGCCCAUUUCUAGUUGGUGUCCUUCUGGAGCUUUUCAUGUAUCACCAGCAAGCACAAAUCCUCAGAAACAAGGUGCAGGCUUCUCUGGGGUGGCUUUGUGCAAUGCUUGCCAUGCUAGCGGUAGUCUCUCUGGCGUAUGCCAUAGAAGACUCCGUGAACUCCUAUUCCCCUGCUGCUGUAAUUUAUCAAGCACUUCACCGGACUCUGUGGGCUGCAGCAAUUGGUUGGAUCAUUUUUGCAUGUCAAGAAGGCUAUGGAGGUUUAGCUAACUGGGUGCUUUCAUGGGACAUUUGGACUCUGCUAGCUAAAAUUAGUUAUGCCUGCUAUUUGGUGCAUCCUAUGUUAAUCAUACUUUAUAAUGGACUUCAGGAAACUCUUAUGCACUACUCAGACAUAAACAUGCUCUACCUGUUUUUCGGACACUGUCUGAUGACGUUCAUCACCGGGUUGGCAUUGACCGUGCUGGUUGAGAAGCCAUUUGAAGGAUUAAAGCAGUCUCUUACAUGUCAAUUUCACAGGAAGGCCUUGUUGUAA
This is a messenger RNA of Trachemys scripta elegans, 2082 nucleotides long. RefSeq names its product O-acyltransferase like protein. The coding region runs from base 1 to 2082 and encodes 693 amino acids. The transcript is spliced from 15 exons. Gene Ontology annotation, molecular function: acyltransferase activity, transferring groups other than amino-acyl groups. Lineage: Eukaryota; Metazoa; Chordata; Testudines; Emydidae. The record is from RefSeq and is a predicted model, not a curated record.